AUGGUGCGUAAAGUCGUUCUCCAGGAAACCACCUUCAGCAAUAGCAACAGUAAAAUGAGCGACGCCAGCACUGUUAUCCAAAACACACUGCCCGGUGACACUUCCGCAGACCCGUUUGUUUCUACAUCUGCUUCGCUGCUCCUCAACAACAGCGACGAAGAUGCUGCGCUGCAAGUUUUCGCAGAGCUGCUGGACUUUAUCAACACUGAAGGGAUCGCUUCAUUAGCCGCUGAUCGUGCAGCUGCUCAGCGGCAACGAUGGCGGAGUGCUCUCUCGACACUCUCCUCCUCUGUCCCCCUUAAUGGAAUGAUCGCUGAGACCCUGCUUGAACGGGUCAACGCUGCAUUUGCCGUACACAUUCGUGCAUUCCAAGACGCGUUGCAGCAGCGACAGGCACACCGGAGGAGCGGCAGCGCUAAGCAAUUGACUGGCGCGGUGGUAGGUCCUGCCUUGGCGGCGUUAUGCACAUCGUACGACCACAUCUUUCCCCUCCUGCAGGAGUGGUGUGAUGUGCUGCGCGUCCCGGGCGUUGCCUCGUUCUUUUCUGUCCACGUGCGCUGUGCGUUGCUUCAGGCCGACUUAAUUUCCGGCGAAGAGCCGCGUCGAAAGCGAGCCUUCUUUGCUUUUCUACGGCAGCACGGCCACGCACUGUUGAGUCGCGACCCGUGCCGCAGCGGCAGCAGCAGCAGUUCUCGUGGCGCCGAGGAGGACAAGAGUGAUGUUCAAGAAGGCAGAGAAAAGUCUGUGACCGGGUUUACAAGCUACUCUGCCAUGGAUCCAGUCAUCGCCUGCCUACACCGCCUCACGCUGAGUCAGUCCACUGAGGUGAAGCAGCUGUGGCGGUCCGUGCUGGAGGCGCGCAUCCGUGAAAAACUGAGCGACCUGUCCGACGACUUCUCAACGCACUUUUUGCAGGAAAACAUGCUGUGGCUGGAGCAAUGCGUGAUGCCGUUUGGUGCCAUGGUGCUCGGUGUGAGGGAAAACGCCGACGCGCUCGCCACCUCGCACGAGCGCAAGACGGACACUGGUGGUGCAGACUCGGCAACGGCGGAGUACGCCGGUACCGACGACGCGUUGCCCGCCGCGGCGCACGCGGAGCGGGAGGCCUGGUGCGCAGAUAUGCGGAAGCUUUUCUUGCACAGCUACGCUCGACGUCGUCUCGACAGCUUCUGGGAGAUCUUGUCUGAUUACCCCGAUUCCGUUCCGGCGCUGGAGGACAUGCAGUACUGUCUUCAGGCCAACCCAGAGAGCGGCCUCAAGACCGAGCUCAUCCACACCGUGCGGCAUCUCCUCUCCUCCCGCUUGCACCGCGCCGGCACCCGCACCGAGGAUAUUUUGGCCAUUCUCAUCAACACCAUUCACGCCUUUUGCGUGCUUUUCCCGCGCAAUGAACAAGACAACGUCGUGUUUGACGUCAUCGCCAACACCUUAGAGCACCUGCGCCGGCGCAAAGACUGCGUGGCGGCCAUCGUACAGGCCGUGAUGCAGCCGAACGGCGUGAUGAAUGCCGCUGCCGCACGACCACCACCACCGCCGCCGCCGACCAUGUCGAAAUUCGAUGGGGAGCUCAACCGUCAUAGUGCCGGCGGUGAUGGGGUCGGAGAUGCGAUGGACUUCCUUGACAGCCUGCACGACCGGAUGGCGGGGGGUCGGGAAGAGGAGUUGUACCGCACGAACUCCCGUGACCGGCCGGACGUGUUGCGCGUGUUGCUCACCUCCAUUCACCGUCGUGCGUUGGUCGAAGAGUACCAGCACGUGCUGGCGGAGCAGCUCCUGCAGAAGCCCAUGCACGAGUUCGACACCACGCCCGAGGAGGAGGUGUUGGAGCGGCUAAAGCAGGUCUUCGGCGAGACGGUGCUCGACAAGUGCUCCGUGAUGGUGCGCGACAUGCAGAUGUCACGGCGUGUGACGCAGCAGCUGCGGGAGCAACUCGCUCGUCGACGCGGCGCCGCCGGUCCGCAGGGGGACGCAUUGCGGUCUCGUACACUGCCCUCUCCGAUUGUUUCGCCGGCGGCGGCGGUGGUGCCCUCCCCCAGUGUGUCGGUGCUGUCCAUGACAACGUGGCCGCCUCUCGCGCGCUGCGCCGCACUUCCGGCGGGUGGGGUGGCGGGCAACACCGGUGCUGCCCAGGCCGCGCCCCCCGUCAAGUAUCGCCCCCACCCCUCCCUGCAAGGUGAGAUGGACCUCCUCGCGGAGGCGUACAAGAAGCUGAAGGACAACCAGCGAUUGGCGUGGCUGCCUUCGCUUGGGCGGGUGGAGCUGGAGCUGAUGCAGCGAGAUGCGGCCAGAGGAGGUGCACUAGUGACGGUCACGCAGGUGCUAUCCUUAUUCGACGCCUCUGUCGUCUUAUUUGUGAAGGAGAUGGCCAACGGUCGCCAACGUGGUGAGGGCGAUCGUCACGCCGAAGGUGCUGUCCCUGCAGUUGCGUUAAGCGAAGUGGCGCGUGCGCUGGAGAUCACCAGCGACGAACUCCGCCCACACGUGCAGCGCCUCUCUCCUGCGGUGUUGGUGAUGCCGACUACUGCGACAGUGGACAUGCAGCGGAGUGUGGCUGCCUUGUCUGACUUUGUGUUUAUGGAGGACAAGGCGACGAGCGAGGCGGAGGCCAAGCCGGCCGGCUUACCACCGGAGCGGGUGAAGCUGAUGGAGCGCAUGGUCACCUCGCUCCUCAAAACUCGUGGUCCACAAGCCGGGACUGCGAUUCACAACAGCGUGAAGCUGCUGGCGAAGUUCGAGGGCACCAACGCGGACUUGCUAGAGCUGCUGCAGUCUUUCGUCAAACGAGGCCUCAUUGUUUUAAAUGACGCGAAGCUCUACGCCCUUCCGCCCAAGUAG
Leptomonas pyrrhocoris is the source of this 2835-nucleotide messenger RNA. RefSeq lists its product as hypothetical. The transcript has a single exon. The coding region runs from base 1 to 2835 and encodes 944 amino acids. Gene Ontology annotation, molecular function: ubiquitin protein ligase binding. NCBI's taxonomy places the organism in Eukaryota, Euglenozoa, Kinetoplastea, Trypanosomatida, Trypanosomatidae. The record is from RefSeq and is a predicted model, not a curated record. Gene Ontology annotation, cellular component: anaphase-promoting complex. Gene Ontology annotation, biological process: ubiquitin-dependent protein catabolic process.